This is a messenger RNA of Heteronotia binoei (common prickly gecko), 5303 nucleotides long. RefSeq names its product fibronectin type III and SPRY domain containing 1 like (gene FSD1L). Lineage: Eukaryota; Metazoa; Chordata; Lepidosauria; Squamata; Gekkonidae. Gene Ontology annotation, molecular function: protein binding. Bases 285 to 1811 code for a protein of 508 amino acids. The record is from RefSeq and is a predicted model, not a curated record. The transcript has 14 exons.
AGCCUGGAUCACCGCGAGGGGAGGGGGCGCGCGCACACACACGAGGAAGGUGGUGUUCUAGGGCGGUAGGCGUGGCUUCCUGACGUAUACUUACGGUCUCCUCGGGCCGCCGCCGCGGCUUAGUGGCUAGUGCGGCGUCUCCCAAGCGUUAACCGUUAGGCGGACGGAGUAGGCGCGGUGCUCCGUCCUGCCCGUUGUUGCCUCCUCCGGGGGCGCGCGCGCACGCUCGUUGUCUCGCCCUCUUUCUCUCUUUUUGUCCUUACCUGUCUCGGGCCGGUCUCGUCAUGGAAGCGCAGAAAGAAGCUCUGCAGAGGAUUAUUUCCACCCUGGCACACAAAAAUGAUGAAAUCCAAAAUUUCAUUGAAACACUAAAUCACACAUUGAAAGGUGUCCAGGCUAAUGCUUCUAGUGUAAUCUGUGAACUGGAUGAGGAGUUUGAUGGAUUGUAUUCAAUACUAGAUGAGAUGAAGGAGAGCAUGACUACCAGUAUCAAACAAGCGGAAGCUCAUAAAACUCAAGAACUUCAGAAUCAACUUAGUCAAUGUAGUAAAGCCCUUGAGAACUCUGAAGAAUUGCUAGAAUUUGCUACACGGUCACUGGACAUAAAGGAGACCGAAGACUUUUCAAAGGCUGCCAGACAGAUCAAAGAUAGAGUUACAAUGGCUCCAGCAUUCCGUCUCUCUUUGAAACCCAAAGUGAGUGACAACAUGACACACUUGAUGGUGGACUUCUCUCAGGAAAGGCAAAUGCUCCAGGCUCUAAAGUUCUUGCCAGUUCCUAGAGCUCCAGAAAUAGUUCUAGCAGACUGUCUUGUAGCUGACAACUCUGUAACAAUAUCAUGGCAAAUGCUGGAAGAAGACAACAAAAUAGAUCACUAUGUACUAGAAUACAGAAAAACCAAUUUUGAUGGACUUCCUAGAGUAAAAGAUGAGAGGUGCUGGGAAUCUAUAGACUACAUUAAGGGCACAGAAUACACAUUAUCAGGUCUGAGGUUUGAUUCAAAGUACAUGAAUUUCCGUGUCAGAGCUUGCAACAAGGCUGUGGCAGGAGACUAUUCUGAUCCAGUGACUUUAGAGACCAAAGCACUUGUUUUCAAUCUGGACGGUUCAUCAUCUCAUAUAAACUUAAAAGUUGAAGAUUCCUACGUUGAAUGGGAUUCUACUGGAGGUAAAGGCCAAGAAAACAAAAUAAAAGGAAAAGAGAACAAAGGCAGUGGCCAGAUUACCCUCCUGAAGAACAAUACAAGAAGUGGAACACCAUCUCCAAAACGGUCAUCUGUUAGUUCACGCUCUCCAUUGAUAAGAGGCAGCAGAGAUCGGUUUACUGGGGAAUCAUAUACAGUCCUGGGAGACACUGCUAUUGAAAGUGGACAGCACUACUGGGAAGUGAAAGCCCAAAAAGACUGUAAAUCCUAUAGCGUGGGAGUGUCAUAUAAAAAUUUGGGGAAAUUUGACCAGCUGGGCAAAACUAAUACAAGCUGGUGUGUGCACAUCAAUAACUGGCUUCAGACUACCUUUGCAGCCAAACACAAUAAUAAAGCAAAGGUACUAGAUGUUGUGGUUCCAGACAGGAUAGGAGUCUACUGUGACUUUGAUGGAGGUCAGCUUUCAUUCUAUAAUGCAAGCUCAAAGCAACUGUUAUAUACCUUCAAAACAAAAUUUACCCAACCGCUAUUACCAGGCUUCAUGGUCUGGUGUGGUGGUCUCACAGUGACAACAGGACAGCAGGUGCCGACGGCUGUGAAAACGCUACAGAAGAGUGAGAAUGGAUUGAGUGGUUCAUCUAGUAGCCUAACCAAUGUUGCCCAAUGAUGUUCCUGCUAUAGGUUAACUAAUGUUCUGCUGCAAGUGAUAUUAAGAAGAGCUUGCAAGCAAUGGUUUCAUGUGUUCCUGUUGCUUCUAAAGCCUGAGCACUAAUUCUUGCAGAAUACUUGGGACUAAAUGGAAUAUUGGCAGGAGCAUACUGUGAAUCUGCAGUGUGAUAGGAAAUAGACUGAUCUUUUUUCUUUUUUUUAAAGAGGGGUAUUGAGGUUGUGGCUACAAGUAUGUGACUAUUUCUAUUAGACUGAACUUGAUUACUUGUCUUGUGGCUGCUUCAUCCUUUCAGUAUGAUAAGGAUUAAGUAUGAUCUUAAUCUAAAAUCUCAUUGCUUUCCUUCUCUCAUGAAUUUCUAGCGCUUGACAAAAAGUAGAUGAACUGGGGAUUCUACAGAGAAGCUUUAAAAUGAGAACCUUUUGGAGCCAAUUUGAAUCUACAAAUCUUGACACAAUGGGAAAAGAUACAUAUACUUAGAUUUGAUCACUGUUCUUUCACUCAAAGUAGAGAAUAUACCAUCAGGUAUCAUGGCUCACUUUAACAAGGUUUACCUAGUCUGUGUAGAUAAUGCAUUCUUACACAAGCCAUGCAGUAUACUCUGUGGAGUGGGUUAUCACCUGAUUAUAAAAGAUUAUAGUAUUGCUGACCAGUUUAGCAUAGGAAAGUUUUGAAGUAUUGCUGCUUCCCCCAACCCCAUCCUCCAUAACUUCUAGGGUGUUCUGUAAUUAGAGGGUAAAGUAACUUCUGUGCCCUAUCUCUCUUGUGUGUGUGUGGGGGGGGGGGGGGAAUAAAAGUCCCUGUAGAGUUCAUGAAUGGACAGAGAUCAUGAUGAAUUUAAGAUUGUACCCUUAUUUGGCAUAAACUUAUACUUUAAAUCCAUUGGCAUUUCUGUAGGGUAUGUCCUGAAAAUUGUGCCUAAUUGAAUUGGAGUCAUAAUUAGCUCCUAACUGCAUGAAAUACUUUAAUUUGAGAACUUAAUGUGUUAUGUAUUGAAUCAUAUAAGCCCUCUGUGAUCUUGGCUAGAUAAAAAGUGGAUUGUACAUUGCCUUCUUAAAUGUCUCCAUAACUCCUCCUUUCUUCUUAUGGUAUCAGAAAAGAUUAUUAAGGCCAUGCACUGAAACUUAAGGUAGUUUGUUAAUGUGCUUCCAGCCUCCCUAUUGUUUUAGUUUGGCUCCUAGUCACUUCUUCAACAUGUGGGACUUAUUGUUUGAUUUUUAACAUUUAUUUUUUCUGUGGAUUUGUUGGCUGACUUGAGAACGUUACAAAAGUGUACAAAGCCGACUGAUUUUGUACCUCUCAUCUAUUUUUGAGAAAUUUACAUUUUCCCUUCAUAGAAAAGUUACACUACAAUUUGGAUGUCUUAUAAAAAUAUGUACAGUUCAGCAGAAUUUCCUGUAUGAGUUUUAAUUUCAAGAUUUUCCUCUUGCAAAAGGUUUCCUCAGCAGUAUGUAAGACUAAAUUUUCUUACAUCAAAAGAAUUCAAGCUAUUAGCCCCUUUCAAAACCAAGUUUAAAUAUGGAUUCUACCAGGGAACCAAAAAUUUCCCAUCUCAUACUGCAAGGUUCCUACACUUUAGUGAUGCCACUCUAUUUGUGGCACAACCUCUUUGCACCCUUGUUGGGGAAAAUGAGGAUGUUCUGAGUGACUGAUUGGCUUCAUGCCCAUUGAAUUAAAUGCCAACUACCAUGUGAGAGGGAAGCAGAUUGUAGAACUUAUGAAAUGUCUUACUGAUAUGUUGAAUAUUGUAAACAAUUAAUCUGUAUCCAGAUAUUCCUAAAACUGGAAUGUUUAGGUAUAAAGUACUAGCUUUCUUUUGCACAUCACCGCUAUAGACGGUUAAUAUGCGCGCUGCUGGCAACAACAACAUUGCUGCCUAACGAAAGAGUCUGUAAGCAACUGAAUGCUGUUUUCAAAGCUGAAUAGACAGCCAUACUUCUGAAUUGAUUACAUAUGCAAGGUGCUUCCAAUUAUGCAGACUUUUUUGGUGACUUUUUCUACAACUCAUCUGAUUUGCAGCUGUUACUCCAGACACAGUUGAUCUGGAAGUAUAAAUUAAGAGAAGUAGAGAGAUAGGGUUUUUAUCAUCAUAGGAAGGAUCAUUACUGUGAAGUUGCCUGAGGUCCAGGUGCUUAGUUCUCUUGCUGCUUAACAGGGUAGUUCCAUACCAGAGGAAUUGCCUUAAGCACUUUAGCUCUUUUUUCCCUUAUACUUUGGAGCUAACAAUCCUCCAUCUGUUAGAUCUGUGGCAAGCAUGCAGAUAAGAUACUUAGUGCAAUUGAACAACAUGAUCACUCAAUUGGAAUGCUUUUUGGUGGCUCUUCAAGUGGAGACAUGUUUAUGUAGUCUAACAAACAGGAUGUAGUGUUUUCCCAGUGUGUACAUAAUUUUGUUGGCUUGCCCACUGUAAAAUUUAAAGUAUUUUUGUAUUUGAAGCUAAUGAAGACUUCUGUUUGUAUAUUUGCGGGGGGGGGGGGGGGUUAAAUGUUUGUGUUUAGUUCAUGGAAAUCAUGGUUUUCACUCGAUGUAACACAAUUAUGUAGCUAAGAAAACUCAGUUCCCUUUUAUGGAAUACAGUAGCAAAUUGAAUAUUCAAUUGUACUUAAAUACAAAACUUUAUAUGACCUUCCUGAAAGCUGUAAGAAGCCGAAAGAACAGCUGAAAAACCAGACCAUACAAUGGAAGGGAUCUCAAGGCUUGGUUUUUUAAUGCUUACAGAGGCUAAAAAUCCAGAUUAUUCCCAAAUCAGUAUUAUCAAGCCAUUCUGUUUUCUGAUGGUUGCAGAAAUGGCCAUUAAAUAUUGGCUUAUCUUCUGUAUGUGUUCCAUUUACUAGGAAUGGGUUCUGUUUUGGGGGUAUAAACUAGCCAUGGCCUGCCUUUGAGUCAAGCCGAUAACCUGGUUAACAUUUGGGAAUAAUUAUGUUACCUGGUGUGGUAUUUCAGCUGGACUUCUUGGUGUGAUGGUCACACUUAACUGAUGUAGUUUCACACUUUUUCCUUGACAUCAAAAUGAAAUGUUUUGAAAGCUUACUAAUUGGAAUAGGAAACCUAAACCUCUGUUCCUAAGUACUGUACAAUGGGCUUUUUCUACAUCUCUUCAUCAUAAGCCACCUCUUCAAUUUUCACCACUAGGGAAGUUCCAGUUUUUUUAAUUAUCAGCAUCAGUAAGGAUUUGUGCAUGUGCCUUUAAAGCAAACCACUCCAUAUCAUUCCUUUACUCAUGGCAUAGACGUUGAGAGACUAGAAUGCAUGGUAAUACAUUCUCACACCAAUCUUAAACAAGGAAAUCGCACAUUGACAGUACCUCAGGUAUUCAGUAACUGGUUGUUCAUCCAUUAUCCUUCUGAUUAUCCUAAGACAACAUUCUUGCCUGCCAUAGCAACAUUGUACCACUGGGGUGCCUUAGAGCCCAUGGAGUGUUUUUAUUUGCUGUGUCUCUAAUUCAAACAUGUCUCUCAGAGGUUUUGUACUAAAUAAACAUUUGAAAAACUA